Anarrhichthys ocellatus (wolf-eel) is the source of this 2186-nucleotide messenger RNA. It is a transcript of the gene sp5l, whose product is annotated as Sp5 transcription factor-like. Bases 336 to 1427 code for a protein of 363 amino acids. Gene Ontology annotation, biological process: regulation of transcription by RNA polymerase II. Gene Ontology annotation, molecular function: DNA-binding transcription factor activity, RNA polymerase II-specific; RNA polymerase II cis-regulatory region sequence-specific DNA binding. The record is from RefSeq and is a predicted model, not a curated record. NCBI's taxonomy places the organism in Eukaryota, Metazoa, Chordata, Actinopteri, Perciformes, Anarhichadidae. The transcript has 2 exons.
UCUCUAUAAAGAGAAGAUGCAGCUCAGGCGCCUUUGAGAUGAUCGCAAGGAUUUACUGCGCGCCACUCUGCUUCUAACUUCGGACGGUCAUCCUCGGCUGCUUCAACACUAAAUGAUCUGGACCGCUACCACACUAGAAGUAUUGACGUAGUGGACUGAGGGACAUUUGAAUGACGCGGGAUUUCCCAGUGUACUCUGCCAAAGUGUCUCAGUCAUCCGAGACCCGAAUGUGAGCAUCUCUUUUCUUCUGCGCUCCGAGCUGCAGUUGAGACUUUGUACGUCUUCGCCUCUCGGCGCAGUUCGUGUUGCAGGUGCGUGGAGGAGCGCGAGGACAGAUGGCUGCGCUGGCGAUACAAAGGACUGACAACUUUUUACACACCUUUUUACAGGACCGGACGCCCAGCUCGUCUCCAGAGGGAGCACCCAACGCCCUCUCCUUCCUGGCCACCACCUGUAGCCAGGCCUGGCAGGUUGGAGGCGCUAUGGGCUCCGAAGGCUCCCAGUUCCCCUACGAAAGCACCGUCAGCUCCACAUCAGGAAUGUUCCAGCUCUGGAGCAACGACAUUGCGCCCAGCACAGCCCUCAGCACACACCAGAUGACCUUCACAGUGCCUAAGGUGCAGUUCCCGGGACACAUGCAGCCUGGUCUGGGUCACCAUCAUCAUCAUCACCCCCAUCAUCACCACCACCAUGAGCUGCCUCUCACCCCUCCAGCUGAACCUCCCUCUUACUCCUUCGAACUCUCCCCUGUCAAAGUGCUGUCUUCGCAGUCGCAGGCCACCGGCCCCUAUUAUCCUCAGCACAACAGUAUGGGACAAAACUUCCCCAGCUUCAUCCAGAACUCCUCAGCCAGGCACCACCUGGCUGGAGGCCAUGUGGACGAAGGACAGCAGUGGUGGAGCCUACCCCAAACCAACGCCCCCACCACCAACCAUCCCUUCUCCCUAGGCAGACAGCUGGUUUUGGGCCACCAGCCCCAGAUAGCUGCUCUUCUCCAAGGCACCUCCAAGGGUCUGCUGAGCUCCACACGCCGCUGCCGCCGCUGCAAAUGCCCCAACUGUCAGGCGAAUGGUGGGGGGUUAGAGUUCGGAAAGAAGAGACUGCACAUCUGCCACAUUCCAGAGUGUGGCAAAGUGUACAAGAAGACCUCUCACCUCAAGGCACAUCUGCGCUGGCAUGCCGGGGAGAGGCCCUUCAUCUGCAACUGGCUCUUUUGUGGUAAAAGCUUCACCCGUUCAGACGAGCUACAGCGGCACCUCCGCACACACACCGGAGAGAAGCGCUUUGGGUGCCAGCAAUGCGGCAAGAGGUUCAUGAGGAGUGACCACCUCUCCAAACACGUCAAGACCCACCAGACCAGGAAGAGCCGGUCUGGGCAGCCUUCACAGAGCACGGACCCUCUGCUCACCAAUAUUAAGAGAGAGUAAUCUCUGCGAUCCAUCAUUCAAAAAUAAUAAUCAACAAUGAACAGACUGUGUGACUUACACUUACUGCCAUAGGUUUGCACUCAAGGGUGAGCAUCAAGCUGCCCAGAAAUCUCCUCUUCUCAAAGCCCUACUUUUGACUUCAAGUAGUACAAUAAAAAAUACAUUUGAAGACCAGUUUUAAUCCAAGUAAUUGUGUGCUGGUUGAGGCACCUUUCAAGAAUACUUGAAGCCCUUUUCAGUGAUAUUGUGAGAGUUUUGCUGAAUUCCGUGUAAUGCCACACAACCAGAUUCCCCCUGAAACAAAACAAAUGUUAUGCCUUUAACAAUUUAAGAUUCAAAUGAAUUUUAAAGUCAUACAAUUUCAACUGAUGUGAAAAAUCAAAACAUUUUCAGCAUUCAUUUUGUAAAUAUUUUGAGAAGGAUGUAACAGAAUUGAGAGAAAUCCCGCAAGGUUUAUCUUAAUAUGUUGUCCAUAUUAUGUUCAAAAUAAAUGUAUGCCUUAGUACAUACAGCUAAGGGUUGCUGUUAAUUAGAUUUAUUCCAAAACACCCUCAUUUGUCAGCUUUAAGGAUCUUUUUUGAAAUGUAAGUCUUUGAUCUACAGAUUUAUCUUGUCUAAGCAGUCAUGUGAAGCACCGUUGCUCCAGAUCAGCAAACAUUUUAAAUGUUUCAAUUCUUUGUAAAUUAUGUACAAAUAUCAUUAACAAUUUUAUUGAGGUUAUGGCCGCAUGUAAAUUUGAAUAAACAUUGUCCUUGCUGA